GUGGACAGCAAACGCCCCUGUAGCUGAAGAUGGCGACACGCAUCCCGAUUGCCUUCCGUCGCGGCCCGCGCACCAAGAAGAAAGCGAUCGACCUGAUCAAUACCUGGCACAUUUUCCGCGGUGACAAGGUUGAAAUCAUCGCUGGACCUCACAAGGGCACGCAAGGUGAGGUCGUGAGCGUUGUACGCGACCUAAACAAGGUCAUCGUGGAGAAUGUCAACAUGUCGCACCGCUACGUGAAGGCGACGCCUGCCGCUUCCGGCCGCUCGUACCUGUCGCCGUCUCCCAUCCACUACAGCAACGUGAACCUCGUGGAUCCGUCCAUCGGCAAGCCCACGCGGGUCGCCAUUCGCUUUACGGAAGAGGGAGAGAAGGUGCGUGUGUCCAAGAAGACGGGCACUAUUAUUCCCAAGCCAGCCAUUCUCAAGGAGCGUCACAACCCGCGACGAACAGAAACGGGCCCCUUCGACACGGCACCCGAAGACGUCUUGGAGCGCACGGUCAAGGACUGGGAGGUCACUCGUUUGUAAGCGUCACGCAGUUUCAAGUCGUUGCGAGGAGGAAAGUAAUCCGCGCAGUUGUAGGAGACCGAAGGAUUCGUGCGCGAUUCUCGAGAUAAUGAUAGACAAGAAGGAACAGGAGCACGAUGACGGUCUUCAUGACCGUUGUCGCCUAAUUUCAGUUUCGUUCUCCUAAA
Messenger RNA from Phytophthora infestans T30-4, 697 nucleotides. Its product is annotated as 39S ribosomal protein L24, mitochondrial, putative. The record is from RefSeq and is a predicted model, not a curated record. Lineage: Eukaryota; Oomycota; Peronosporomycetes; Peronosporales; Peronosporaceae. The transcript has 4 exons. Gene Ontology annotation, biological process: translation. Gene Ontology annotation, cellular component: mitochondrion; ribosome. Bases 30 to 530 code for a protein of 166 amino acids. Gene Ontology annotation, molecular function: structural constituent of ribosome; RNA binding.